AUGUUGCAGCUAUUAUAUGCUGUUAUAUUUGCAGAAAUGUUAAUGAUUACGAGCUUUCUGUUCAAGACACCGCUAAGGAAGCUCGUGAUCAUGGCUUUGAACACGGCCAAGCGAGGCCGUGGACCAGUUGUUGUUAAAACCAUCACCGUCAUGUUGGCGGUGAUGCUUGCUUCUGCACUCUACAGUAUUUAUAAGAUUCGUUGUCGUUAUAUGGGAAGUGUUACUAUUAUUGAUCCCACUGAUCAAGUACUCUUGUCCAACCACCUAUUACAAGCUUCUCUUUUGGGGUUUGUUUUGUUCCUCUCUUUGGUUAUAGAUAGAUUGCAUCGUUAUAUUAGAGAGCUUCGGGUUCUUAGGAAAACUAUGGAAAGUAUUAAGAAUCAAAAUCGAAGUUUAGAGAGCAGUAAAAGCGUCAGUGCAUUGGAGAACAAGACCUUGAAGGAAGAAAUUGGUGCAUUGAGGUUCAAAAUUGAGAACCUAGAAUCUGAAUGUCAAGUAAAAAGAAAGCAGGGCUAA
Vicia faba (fava bean) is the source of this 516-nucleotide messenger RNA. Lineage: Eukaryota; Viridiplantae; Streptophyta; Magnoliopsida; Fabales; Fabaceae. The record is from the annotation of a GenBank genome assembly.